Messenger RNA from Panicum virgatum (switchgrass), 1393 nucleotides. Its product is annotated as protein NEOXANTHIN-DEFICIENT 1-like. Bases 247 to 1146 code for a protein of 299 amino acids. The record is from RefSeq and is a predicted model, not a curated record. NCBI's taxonomy places the organism in Eukaryota, Viridiplantae, Streptophyta, Magnoliopsida, Poales, Poaceae. The transcript is spliced from 9 exons.
UUGUUUAAGCCGCGCGCUGCGUCCCAGCAUCAUCAGAUCAGUCAGUGCAUCACCAUUCAUCGCCCCUUGCCUCGGCCGGCCCCGUCCUCCUCCCCUGCCCGAUUCGUUCCUCCGGCCUCCCACUCCGUCCACGCUCGCCUCCUUGCUCGCGCACCACCUAUAAAUCCGGGGGCAUCCCUCGUCGGCUGCUGCGUGCGUGACUCGCUCGAGAGAUGGAGAGAGCCUGAGAGCGGGGAAGGAGGGUCCAUGGCGGCGGCGGAGGAGGAGGCGGCGGGGAGGAGGCGCUGCGCGGGCUACCGGCACGGGCCGCCGUGGGUGUUCAAGGGCAGCGCGCUGUACCAGCUGCAUUUGGUGAAGGCGUCGACGGCGCGCGCCUUCGUGCCCCGGGACCUGCGCCUCGUCGAGGCCUUCGGCUACACGCUCGGCGGCAUGUUCCUCGCGCGCUACCACGACAGCCCCGCCGGCGCCUUCGACGAGCUCGUGGUGAUCGCCGGCAUUGUGUGGAACCCGCCGACCUCCUGCGCGUGGGCUGCCCGGGUGCUGGUGAACAGCGUCGAAGCCUGCCGGCACGGCCGCAAGGAAGUAGGCCUCCCAAGCCAUGUUGCUACAUUUUCAAAGACUAUCGGAGACGAACCCUUGGCGAGAUCGAACGGCUUCCUGAGCGUACUCGGAAUAGGCUCGACCGCCCCCAAGCAAGAGAACCGCCGCGAGAUCGAGAUUUCCGAGACCAAGGGCUCGUCCACUAGGCAUCUGUGCAGCAUCAGCAUGCCGCUUACCGGAUCACAUAAGCACCACAAGUGGAUGGGCCCGGCAAUCAGAAUGUCGCUUCCAAGCUUCAGUGGGCAGACUGAGGACCAUCCUGAUCUUCUCAAGUACUCCUGCAAAGUAGAAUGCAGGGUGCGUCCUGUAAAGCCUGCUAGGAUUUGGAAUCCAAGAACCUCAGAGCCACAGGAGUGUUCUGAUGGCAAGAUUAACAGCGUGGGAUCCAACGUGUUAGCCGACUCGGUUGCGCAGAGCCAGAGCAUUUCGGUAUUGCUGUCGAAGCCCAUCUUUGCUCUGGAAUUCAGCUCCUUGAGGAUGCACGUCGAUGCUCCGAAGAUCUUUGUUCCACAAUGCAAGAAGGAGGUUGGAUACUCAAGCACUUAAAUCUGAAUUCUGACGGUGCUGUGGUGCAUGUUAAAAAAAAGCCGGGAGUUUUGACCGUGUUUGACCUGGUUGCUUGAUAAGUUCAAGGAGUUUCUGGUUGCAUUUACCACCAUAAAUCUUUUCUUGAUUUUAUAAUUGGCACUGUUUUCUUGUUUGUAAGGGUGCUGGACGUGCAACCUACUUGCUGAACUCAAAGUUGGAAAUAGCUUGAUUCCUUUUGCAAUGAUGAGUCACAGAGAUAAAAAAA